Periconia digitata is the source of this 417-nucleotide messenger RNA. The record is from the annotation of a GenBank genome assembly. NCBI's taxonomy places the organism in Eukaryota, Fungi, Ascomycota, Dothideomycetes, Pleosporales, Periconiaceae.
CGUAAGAGUCGUACGUACGGCGCACCGCAGCUUGCCUUCACUGCCCCAUUCCAAUCCGAGAACGAGAUGAUAAGUAACAUUGCGCUGCUGGCAUGGCCGUGGUCGUGGAGACAUGUUGGAACGGAUAUGAAACCUGGUGCAACGUCUGAGGGGUGAUCCGCGUCUAUUAUGCAAGCAGGGGAGGCCUACCAUAAGAGGAAUGGAGCGAGUCCGGACUCCAACAAAUAUACAACUACCUCCGGCUGCGCUUGCUUGCCGGCCUAUACGCGUGUCACGCGUGGUAAACUCUGUUUUGUUCUUCAUGUUUGACCAGUUGCUCUCGUGCGCUUGGAACCCACCGGCAAAUGGACGUUGGUAUCUCAGAAGCCUGUUUGAAACCAUGGCUUUCUUUUUUUGACGAAUAAGAGGGAAAAGAAA